AUGCCCGGGCCGUCGACGGCGCAAGAGAGGCCCCGCGCUCACCGGCUCACCGACAUCGAGUCCCAGACGAAGGGUAUGGGUGGUAAUCGGGCGGACGAUUUCGGCACGCCUGUCAGCUCCGGCAGCAACAUGAGCAGCAUCGCACGCUUUCCGAAACUCGACGAGUGCGCUCACUUUCACUACGAGCACGUGGAGCUUGGUACUCUGGAGGUGUCCGUCAACGAGGGCUCCAACGACUCGGAGAGCUACGCCGUGCGAAUAACAUCCGGCGACGCGUGCUGGACGCUGCAGAGAUCCUACGACAACUUCGUCAUGUUCGACAAGCAGCUGCACCGUUGCAUAUUCGACCGAAAGUUUUCCUCCUUAACGAAGCUUCCAGAUGUUCGGCCAAAAAAUGCCUGUGAUAUACUGAAGGAUUACUUGGGCCGGUUCUCGCAGCUGAAUCACGAGGGCCUGAAUUGCGGCCCGGUGUUAAAUUGGUUACAACUCGAUAAUAGGGGACGGAGGAUUCUGGUGCCGGAGUCGGAUUCCUGUCCUAUCAAUACCCCGGCCGUCGCCGCGGCGUACGCCGUCAGGCCUUACACCGCUCAAGCGCAGGAUGAGAUCUCCUUCCAGGUAGGCGACAUGAUAUCCGUUAUUGACAUGCCCCCUCCGGGGGAAAGCACGUGGUGGCGUGGAAAGCACGGGUUCGCGGUUGGAUUUUUUCCGGCCGAAUGCGUCGCCGUGAUCGGGGACAAGGUGCCGCGUCACUUGACGGUCUCGACGACGGUCAGGUCGAGGUUACCGGUGAAGCCCGUGCUGCGGAAACACGGCAAAUUAAUCGCCUUCUUUAGAUCUUUCAUACUAAAUCGCCCAUCUAGACGGAGAUUAAAGCAAUCGGGUAUACUGCGAGAGCGCGUGUUUGGCUGCGACUUGGGGGAACAUCUACUGAACUCUGGUCAAGACGUGCCUACCGUUUUGACGUGCUGCGCGGAAUUCAUAGAGAAACACGGUCUAGUCGACGGUAUAUAUCGCCUCAGUGGCGUGACGUCCAACAUACAAAAAUUGCGGAACGCCUUCGACGAGGAUAGGGUACCAGCGUUGCAUUCCGAUGAGAGUAUUCUGCAAGAUAUCCACUCCGUAGCGUCGUUAUUGAAGAUGUACUUUAGAGAGCUGCCGAAUCCGUUGUGCACCUACCAGCUCUACUCCACCUUUGUCAAUGCGGUUCAAGCCGGCAGCGACGCCGAGAGAUUGAGGCGUAUGAGGGACGCGGUCAGGAAGCUACCGCCGCCGCAUUACAGGACGCUGGAGUAUCUGAUGCGUCAUCUGGUGAGGGUGGCCGCGCGUGGCACGGAGACGGGUAUGACACCGCGCAACGUGGCUAUCGUCUGGGCGCCGAAUCUUCUGAGGUGCAAGGAGCUGGAGGUGGGCGGCGUGGCGGCGCUCCAGGGCGUUGGGGUCCAGGCGGUCGUGACGGAAUUUCUAGUCUGCUACGCGGAGCUAAUAUUCGGGGACGGCCCGGUCGGCAGACCGAAGUCCCUGGCGAUCACCACAUCCGCACGGUUGCUCACUUUAGAAGAGGCGCGCAACAGAAGCCUCAGAGGCGAGCCCGAUUACAUAGAAGUGGGGGCGGGUCCGGCCGGCCUGCCGUUGCGCUAUCACACGGUCAUCGAGCUGCCGCGCAAGCGAAACGGCUCGAAACGAUCGCCCUCCCUCAAUUGGCGGGCGCUGUUCGGCCGGGGCGCCGUCGGGAAAACGAGGCAAAUCGGCACGCCGCCACAAGCGGAAACGGUGCCGAGUUCCUUGAACUCCCUGCGACGACUGAGACCCGUCAAGAGCGCCGACAGCCUGGACGGCGAGGAUGGAUUGGGUCCCCUCCUGGGUGGGCCGCCUCCCAUCAGAACCUGCGGUCACAGCCGAUCGGUCUCGCACGACUCGUACUUCGACCACCUGGCCGACGCGCCCAGCGCGUCCUCGCCGUUGGAUCUCUCGGAGAUACAACUCAACUUUGAUCUCGAAGAGCGAGAGAUGCGGAUGCUUUCGGAGGAGGAAGGUGGCGGGAUGGCGUCGGUGGAGGCGUCGCCGCGCCGGCAGAGGACCGAGGGAAGUCAGUGCGCGGCCGCGAGCGGCGGAUCCAAGAGGAAACGAUCUCGUUUAGAAGAAAGACUGCACUGCGACGUCGAGUUGCGUUUCAUAGACAGCCAAAGUCCCGAUCAGGUAAUGGUGGCGACAAGCGCGGAUAUUCACAGUAUCGACACACCGUCUCCGUUACAAACGCCGGGCUACCUGCCAUUAUUGUCGGAAGCCUCCACGCCGUUGACGCCCGCCACGUUGCAGGGCACGUCUCACUCCACGUCGCCGGUACCGGCCAAUAGUCCCAGAAUAAGUUUCCGAAGUUUCACGUUGCCGUUAGAGAUUGGCGACGAGCGCGACGCGGGCGGUGCGAGUAAGUCGAAGGAGACCAGCGUGUCGUCUUCCGAAAAGUCGUCGGAUCCCAGCCAUAGAUUAUCCGUAAAUUUAGAAGAUCGGGACAAGAGAUUGGAGCCGUGCGAGAGGAUUGUCGCGUACGACGGGCGAGCGGAAUUGCACGGCGAGAGGAACGCGACCACGUCGCUUCCGCGCGCCGAAAGCCGCUGCGCGACUCAGUCGAGCGCGGUUGCCUCGAUUUUUCACGACACGGAGAUGACGUCGUGCGACAGCAGGUUGCCCUCUUCGCGCAUCGGGACCGCAUCUCGCAAGGACGUGACGGGCAGGCGGAGCGGUUUGCAUUCCGUGGAGAUCUCGUCUAAAUCGUACGAGAAGGAAGAGGCCGCGAAAGGAUGCGACAAGUCCGCCGAUCCGCCGAACAGUCUCUCCACCGAUUUACCGAGGUUGCCAUCCAGCACGACCGAUCUCGAUUCUCCGAUGUCGUGCGAGCAGACUCUGCAGGAGCUGCGGGAGUCCGGAUUCGUGAUUUGCGACAGCUCCGACAAGGUGUUCACCGGCGUGGAAAAUCCGCGCGCGACGGGCAGCAACAACGACUCUGGCGACUGGGUGAUCGUCGGCGGGACGACAGCCAAUUCCUUCGUGACGGCGAUCAGCGAGUCGAACAGUCCCAACGAUUCCUUCGUGGAGAGCAACGCGAAUCCGGCGUCGGAGAACGUCCCGGGGACGCUGCUGGAGCUCGCGCUGCCGCCGACCGCGGACGCGUUCUGCAUGGGAGUCGACAACUCGGCGAGAAGUCGUAUGUCGACGCGGGAGAGCGAGGAGAUGCUCGACGUUACCGACACGAAGAAGUACGCGAGUCGCGGCCACGAGGCCGAUCCGCAGGCGAGUUACGGUCUCGUAAGCGAGGAUACGCUCACGGACGACGUUCAGUCUCGGCUGCGCGACCGGGAGAACGGCAAUCGGUGCUCGUGCACGACGGACAUCAACUCGGGCCAGGAGUCGAACGCGAGGGAGCAGCAGCAGGUUCGCGCGUGUUACAUCGAGGCGGACAACGCGAACGUGUUUGGUACAAAUCGGAACGAGGUGCGCGACAACAAGGAGCUGUUCGGCGAGACGGACACCUUCGAGAACUAUCGCCGUCUGUCGAGAGACACGAGCGCGCAGCAACGGGAUUGCAACACCACCCACGUCACGAAUCAUCCGCGAUUUUCGAGCAAACCCGAGGACGACCAUGGGACGAGGGACGUGACGCGGGGGGACGAUUGUGACAACGACCGUUGUACGAACGGACUGUCAAAGAAGUGCCAAAGUUUCGGAUACAAUAAUUCGCAGCAAAAGCAGCAGAGCAAUACGCAGCAGAUGCGCAAAUGCGCUUCCAAACGUGGCGGCGGCGACGACGGUGGUCACAAGUGCACCAGCCUGCAAGCCAGCCAGAAACGAGGUAACAUCGAGGUGAGGAUCCCCUCGGAGAACGCGGCCGAGCCGUGCGAGGUGGCGCACGCCCCGGAGGGGGCGUCCGAGCUGAUGGAACGGACGUUGGACACGUCGACGAGCGCAUUCCCGUCGUCCCCGGCCGUUGUUGACGAUGACAACGCGGUGGUGGUUCUUCCGCCGCGCGACACCGCGGCGAUCCUGCAGGAGCUGGCGCUACAGAGACUGUCCGGCGGCGCCGUGGGUGACGCGUCUGCGCCCGCGCCCGCGAGACGGAAAUACGAGAGCGAGACGAGCUUCAGGGAGCGGAGGAGCUUCGACUCGGAGAUCGGCAGGGAGAUCGUCCGCGAGAGCAAGAUGAGGCAGGAGCUGGACAACGCAAGGGGCAAGUCCGAGGAGCCGUCGUCGCAGCAGCAGCAGCAGCACUUGCCGCCUUGCCUGCGGGCGCGCCACGCGAGAGCGACCCGGGCGGCGCUGAGCCGCUCGCUGGACGAGGCCAAGUUCAAUCGGAUGACAUCGGGUGACAUCGCGCUGUCGGUGAAGCUGUCGACGCCCGACGACGCGCAGCACUGCUCGACGCCCAAUGUCGGCAGCAGCUCCGGCACCUGCUCGAGCGCCGCCGAGAAGAUCCAGCUGAGGAACCUCGGCGGCCUGGACCUGGGGGACCCGCAGUGUCGGGAGAGAAUCGAAAAGUACAAAGAGGAGAGGCGGACGUUCUUGAGGGACAAGUAUCGGUCGGAGAGUUUCCGCGGGGUCUCGUCGAAAACGGAGGAUGACGGCGAGCAGGCGUUACUGACCAGGUUGAAACAGAGAGCCUCGAGGCCGUCUCUUCAUUGAUGAAAGCCGGUCUUCGUAAGACCGGGAAAAAAAGAGAGAGAGAGAGGGAGAGGGAGCGCGAGCUCGCGUCCUCUCCGGUAGUAUAAAUAAGUUCUUUUGAGCAGUUUAACGCGCAAAUGCGAUAUCUAUUAGCUACCUGCUAUCAUAGAACAAGUGCAAACAACACGUUUACGUAGCGGCGGCUGUGUCGAAUUUUAAUCAAUCUUGUACGACCAAAAAUUUUAUCAACCUUGUUCUUAACGCCAACGUUCUGCUUUCGUUUUUCGAAAUAUAAAAAAUAGGUCAACUAAUUGGAGAUAGGGCGGGACGUAUCGAGCAAAUCGUAUAUCUGUAAUACGGUAAUAAUAGAGAAUGGCGUGUUUAUCUCUUAAAUUACAUAACUCUUACGGCUAUAUAUUUUUAUUGAAUUGAUAUUCGAUAUCCCCAGGUAUGUACGCUAACUUGGGCUUAUUUGUACUACUCACGGGCGAGUGCCGUGUGUUGGCAUUCGACGACAUAAUUAUUUAUGUAAUUCUGCCAAACGCUCUUUUUUCACUAGGUCUCCACUGAACCGCUUUCACUUGAAUCUCCGCCGGGUUCUAAGCCGUGGCGCAUAACGAAGGUCGCGAUUGAUAAUGAAGGUGAAUUACGGCGAGGAUGAUUAAAAAAAAAAAAAAAUACGAAGUUGCGCGAUCCAUGACUCAUCUUCGAUAUCGUCGAUCGCCAUUGUUAGCUGAAUUGUACGAACGCUUUUAAAGCUCAUUAUUAAUUUAUUACGGACUCGAA
Messenger RNA from Wasmannia auropunctata (little fire ant), 5439 nucleotides. It is a transcript of the gene CdGAPr, whose product is annotated as GTPase-activating protein CdGAPr. Gene Ontology annotation, molecular function: phosphatidylinositol binding; GTPase activator activity; protein binding. The transcript has 7 exons. Bases 1 to 4674 code for a protein of 1557 amino acids. The record is from RefSeq and is a predicted model, not a curated record. NCBI's taxonomy places the organism in Eukaryota, Metazoa, Arthropoda, Insecta, Hymenoptera, Formicidae. Gene Ontology annotation, biological process: small GTPase-mediated signal transduction.